Molecule: messenger RNA, 258 nt
Organism: Glycine soja
Lineage: Eukaryota; Viridiplantae; Streptophyta; Magnoliopsida; Fabales; Fabaceae
Product: putative inactive methylesterase 20
Exons: 2
Coding region: 1-258 (85 amino acids)
Biological process (GO): jasmonic acid metabolic process; salicylic acid metabolic process
Molecular function (GO): methyl indole-3-acetate esterase activity; methyl salicylate esterase activity; methyl jasmonate esterase activity
Source: RefSeq, a predicted model, not a curated record
AUGGUAGGCACUUAUGUGCCGGUCGAUGGAUCCUUUCGUGGUGCAUGGUGUUGGUAUAAGGUGGCCAAUAAGCUGAAAUCAGAAGGUCACAAUAGAAAAAAGGUGAUUCUUGUUGGUCACGGUCUUGGUGGGAUAUCAGUAUCUGUUGCCAUGGGAAAAUACCCUGAAAACAUCUCUGUUGCAGUUUGCAUCACUGCAACUGUUGUCUCUGAAACCGAACCACAUCAGAUUUUCUUCAAGAUGUACUUUUCUCACUAG